Acipenser ruthenus (sterlet) is the source of this 6257-nucleotide messenger RNA. RefSeq names its product protein FAM135A-like. The transcript has 22 exons. Bases 500 to 5083 code for a protein of 1527 amino acids. The record is from RefSeq and is a predicted model, not a curated record. Lineage: Eukaryota; Metazoa; Chordata; Actinopteri; Acipenseriformes; Acipenseridae.
GUAGUGCAGAAAGAGUUAUCACUCUGUAUGUGCUAGUAUUACCACAAACAGCCGACUGUAAUACAGUAUGACUGCAGCUGCGGCUUGAAUCUAUCUUCGGAUAUUCAUAUUUUUCACAAAGGUAACGGGUUGCUAUUAUUGUGCAAGGGUAGAUCUUUGUAAACAAACGUUUUUUUAAUUCACUGCCUGAAAACCGGAAUUUGGAAGAAAGGAAUUAUUAAUUUUCCUGAUAGCGUGUCUGUGUUAACUGAAAAGCCGGAGAAAGAGACUCUGGAAUCAGCCAUCAUAUAAAAUUUAGCUCGGUGCCUCGGCUACGGCCAAUGGACGGCUUCUUAGUAAUACUGCUGUAAAGAAUGUGCCUGUAACUGGAGUUAUGGAUAACAGAAGCAGGAAGAAUCGUCAUUCAUCAUGAUAAGAUGCAAACCUUGUUUACAGGAGGUACAACAGCUGUGAAGCCAGGGAUGUAAACAGCGCUUAUCUUCUACUUCUCCGUUAAACCAUGAGUGAGGUGCAGGCAACAGUGGAGUUCUCUGUGGAGCUUCACAAGUUCUACAAUGUGGAUCUAUUCCAGAGAGGAUUUUAUCAGAUGCGUUCAACCAUGAAAGUGCCACUGCGGAUUCCUCACAAACUGGAGGCCAGUCUGCUUCGUGCUUCAGGUCCAGACCUUGCUUUUCCUGCCACUGUCCACGAUGGCAUUAUCUGCAGUAAAACAUUUCAGAUUCUUUACAAAAAUGAGGAGAUAGUUGUGAACGAUGUCAUGAUCUUCAAGGUUAAAAUGCUGCUGGAUGAAAAAAAGAUUGAAGAAUCCCUAAAUGAAAUGGAUUUUCAACUGUCUUUAGGUCUGCAUUUCACAGAUGCAGAUUAUUCACCUGAUGACCUGAACUCAUUACAGCUGAUCAGCAGCCGUACAUUGAAAUUGCACUUCAGCCUGCACCGUGGGCUUCAUCACCAUGUCAAUGUGAUGUUUGAUUACUUCCAUCUUUCUGUCGUAUCAGUAGCUAUUCAUGGCUCUCUGGUUGCACUACAUCAGCCACUAAUAAGCUUUCCUCGUCCUGUAAAGAACACAUGGCUUAACCGGAAUGCUCCAGCUCAAUGCAAAGACUCUGUAAUUCCUACUCUAGAAAGCGUUGUGUACGGGAGCAACUACACAAAGCAGAUCUCCCCAGAUGGGAACACAUUUGUAGUGUCGGAGAACUGCUUGCAACAUGCCUUCAGUUUCCAUUACAACCUCUGUGCCAGCUUGCUGCUUGCUUACCAGGGACUAUCUAGCUAUUUCACCAUGGUUACGAAGGAUCUCCCUUGCUCUCACAAAAUGGAACUAGCCAAGGCCAGCAUUCAAGCCCUAUAUGAACGAGUUCUCAGACGACCUUAUCCCCGAAGCCAGAGACGAGUCUCCAUAGAAAAACUGGAUGUUGAUGCUCGACUUUCUGAACUCUGUGAUCAGAUUAAGCAGAAAGAGGAAAGCCCUGAUGAGCUGGCAGAGCUGAUAAACAUGAACUUGGCACAACUGUGUUCUCUUCUAAUGGCCCUCUGGGGACAGUUCCUCGAGGUGGUGUCUUUGCAGGAAGAAGUCACAGCCUUAUUAAAACAGGAGCAUCACACUCUGAGAGUAAGAAGAUUUGGAGAGGCAUUCUUUUGCCUUGAGCACCCUAGACAGGCUGCUCUUGCAUAUCAAGAACUACAUGCUCACAGCCAUUUUCAGAUGACUACAGCGAUUAAAAACUCCACCUACUUCAGUUCUCUCCCUCCCCUACCAAUUGAAUGUGCUGAACUUGAUGGCGAUUUCAAUUUACUACCUAUCAUCUUUGAAGACAGAUACCUGGAUUCAGUCACAGAAGACCUUGAUGGACCUUGGCUUGGUGCUCAGAGUGCCAAAAGUUCUGUCUCCAACAAACUUGAGAGGUCAGAGUCAAGAGAAUCAAGCGCCACUGGAUUCCCCAGUCCAGACAUGAAAAUAAGGCCAUCAGUGGUCUCUGGAAUGUGGCCCAAUGAAAAUGACAAGCAACAAAAACCUAAAAAAUGCAAAAACGAGGAGCCCAUCAAAUCAAAAAUAAAAGUAACAAAACUAAAGAAAACAAUGAAAACAGACAACACUAAAAAAUUAGUCAAACAGAGUUCUAAGGACUCUGUGAUUUUGGUAGGUUACAAGUGUUUGAAAGGCUCAAAUAAAGAAGACAUAUCUAAGGUUAAAGAAGGCAAGUCUUUGGUUAAUCAAGAAGAGGAGCCUGAUGCUUUGAACACGGAAUUCACUAAUGCCAUAAGAACAUACACUAAACAGUCAAGUCAAAGUAGCGAACACCAAUUUCUUCCUUCACACACAGGACAAACUGUUGUAGACUCCAGAACAAGUGGUAAUGUUGACAGCACUUGCAGCGCAAAAGGAGAAUCUAAUCUUUCAGAUUUGGUUACACACACUAAACCCCAGGCCAGUGCUGGAGAUUUAGUGGUGGAAUGCAUAUCACAGCACAUAAAUGCAAAAUCUGAACUUUGCAGUCAGCAGACAAGUCGUGUAUCAGGAGUCAGGCAAAUUGAAGUUAAACCAAGUAGUAGAAAUCCUUAUCAGGGAGAGAAAGUUACAGUUAUCCUUCCGUGUCGGACUGAUGAUAAACGACAAAGCACAAUCCCAGAAAUUAUACAAAAUGAACCUUUUGAUAUGGAGUUUAAAAUGCUUCCUUUAACUUCUGAAAAUUAUUCACUAUUUCAAAAAUGCACUUUACCUAGCAGUACAAAUGCCAAACCUUUGGAAAAUGCAUCAGUGUACAAACAAUCUCUUCUGUCUAAUUCUUCUGCUAAAGAGUUCCACAUAGUUGUUGGUGGAGUUUCCAUUAAGUUGCCAGAUGUCAGCACCACCCAUGCAUCAUCUCGACUUUCAGAUUCAGGAAUUGAGAGUGAGCCCAGUUCUUUUGCAACGCAACCAUGUAUCGACAUAUCGUCGGAGCCUGUUUUGGAACGAUGUUCUCAAGAAAAUAAAAAACCUCAGCCACCACAUCUGCUAAAACCAGAAUCAAAUGUAAAGAACUUGACAGAUGGUCUGUGCACAGAGAGCACUAGUGCUUUAAGUGAAAUACAGUCAUCUCUGACAUCCAUCAACUCGCUGCCUUCGGACGAUGAGGGUGAUGAAAGUUCAAAGAUCUCUGUCAUUCCUGAGUGUCUUCUGAGUGAUAGUCAGACCCUGCAGGACAUGACUAAAGCUGAUGGUCCAAUGUGUGAUGUUAAUAGGAAAUCCAGCAUUGUGAUCCAGGAGCAAAGCGUCAUAUUUUCAGGAUGCACAGUAACUGCUGCAACUUCCAUAGCUACUUCACACACAUGCUCUGGAGACAAAAAAGCUGUUGAUGAUCAGGAGGAUCCAUCACAAGCACACACAACCACCUGUUCCGAACCUCCGGAAGUUGUGACUGACACAAUAAUUCAGGAUCCCCAAAAGGUAGUUGAUUUAGACAGACUUACCAAAGAGCAUUUUAUUAAGCUAAAAUCAGAAAUUGUACAUAUUGGUGAACCCAAUGCUGCUGAAGGCUCAGACUGUCCUGUAGAUGGUGUACAGGGCAGUCAACAGACAGAAGCAAGUAAGAACACAGAGGAGACACCAGAUAGCCCACAAGCAGCCUGUCAGACAAGUGUGAGUACAAGUAACAUUUCUACUGCGAGUAGCACAGACAUAGUGAAGCAAGGGUUGGUGGAAAAUUAUUUUGGAUCCCGGAGCAGCACCGACAUCUCGGAUAUAAGUCCAGUGGAGAGCACCAGCACCCUGAUCAGCCCUCUUAACAACCAAGAGGGUGGCGAGGACCAUCAAGAGGAAGACGAAGAUCAUGAGAUGAUUGAGAAUGGGUAUUACGAGGAAGGAGAGGGUGACAACUUUUUAAAUGGAGCAACUGGCACAGAAUAUUCCGAAUGUGAUGGUGUUGAGGAGGAUGAUAAAGCUCUCAGGUCGGAGCAGCUCAGUACGGAGUGCUACAGAGAUGUCGCCAGCCUGCCAGGGGUCUGCACCCCUCAUUGCUUAUCCUUCACAUCAGGCAUCAGAGACUCCCCGUGCAGCGCUGGUUGCUCAAGGAGUAAGCUGGACACUAUUACAAAGCAGCCUAGCAAUGCUACAGCUUGCUCUACGACUUCUAUGUGUUGGUAUGAAAGUGCCACCAAAUCGCAAAUGAUGGCUUUUGUCCAGGCUAAAGAAGAUCUAAAGCUGCUGAAACUGCCAGGCUUUGUGUAUAGUGAUGUUCCUGAUCUGGCAUCAAACAUCCCUUAUUUUAGUAUGGAAGAAGAUGAAAGUUCAGAAGAGGGCAUUCAUCUGAUCGUCUGUGUGCAUGGUCUUGAUGGUAACAGCGCUGAUCUUCGGCUCGUGAAAACUUACCUUGAGUUGGGACUGCCAGGAGCCCGUAUUGAUUUCCUCAUGUCUGAGAGAAACCAGAAUGACACCUUCUCUGAUUUUGACUCCAUGACUGAUCGUCUCUUGGAUGAAAUAAUCCUGUAUAUUCAAAUAUACAGUCUAACUAUUUCUAAAAUAAGCUUUAUAGGACACUCUUUGGGAACUUUAAUAAUCCGCUCAGUCCUUGCGAGACCCAGGUUUAAAUAUUACCUAAACAAGCUGCACACGUUCCUCUCUUUAUCUGGGCCACAUCUGGGGACUCUCUAUAACAGCAGUGCUCUAGUUAACACAGGGUUGUGGUUUAUGCAGAAGUGGAAGAAGUCUGGUUCUUUGUUGCAGCUGACAUGUCGAGAUCACUCUGACCCUCGCCAAACAUUUCUUUACAAGCUGAGUAAAAAAGCAGGGCUUCAGUUCUUUAAGAAUGUGGUCCUUGUGGGUUCACUGCAGGACCGCUACGUUCCCUAUCAUUCUGCUCGGAUUGAGAUGUGUAAAACAGCCUUAAAAGAUAAGCAGUCAGGACCAGUGUAUGCUGAGAUGACGGAGAACUUGCUUUUGCCAGUUCUGCAGAACAAGGAAUGUAAUCUGGUGCGCUAUGAUGUGAUCCAUGCCUUGCCCAACACAGCCAACUCACUCAUUGGAAGAGCCGCACAUAUUGCUGUUCUGGAUUCGGAAAUAUUUCUAGAAAAAUUCUUCCUGGUCGCAGGCCUCAAAUACUUUCAGUAGGUGGACAUUUUGUAGGAAGAUAAAAUAAUAAUAAUUACCUCAUGGAGAAGAAAUGCAAAAUGGAUGAUAUUACUGUAUUUGAUUCAUUUGGAGUUUUAAUAGAUAUUUAUACUUUUUAUAAUGGAGGAUAAAUAGAUCAGUAUUUCUAUAUUCUCAUCAAGUUUUUAGUUUAUUUGUGGCUGUGCACAUUUAUUUUUGGUCUUUUUUUUAUUUACUUUUUCUAUUGUUUUUUUUUAUUUUGUAGCAACCAUUGUAUUAUAUACAUUAUGGUGAAAUUUUGUUAAAGUACAUUUCAGUUGUUAAUGUUACUGUAUGUCAACGGAAAUAUAUGUUUAAGACAAACCAGCUAUAUGUUACUGGUUUCUUUUUUUUUUUCUUUAACAUGAAGCAGUCAAAUUGUUUAACUGGAAAAUGUAGCUGCUGAGGGAAACAUUUAUUUUAUGAGCUGACCAAGUCCUUAUUCGUGUGUCUUUAUCAUCACUGCUUCAUUAGACUAAAAGGAAUUCAUUUUAUACUCCGUGUGUGCAUUGAAUUCUAUCAUACCUGUGGGAAAAGAUUUUUCCACUGGAAAGAAUGGGCAGUCAUUCUGGUUUGUAAACUUAUUACUGCAUUAAUAGUUUUCAGAGAAUUUCAGUAUGUUAUCAUAGAAGAAGAGAUUUUGAAUGUAGCUCAAAACAUAAAGUUGCCUUGAUGAUAAAUUUUAGUUUUCUAUAGUUCUCACUUCCAUUGCAGUUUAAUAUUUACCCAACCUUGACACGGAUGAAAAGCACAGAGCAGAAAACUGAACAGUAGAAUGUGUAUAAUGUAAAAAAAUGUACAAUGUUUUUUUUUGUGUGUGUUUUAUUGACUGAAUAUGGGCAGUGGGAUCAAACUUUUGUUGAAAACAUGCUUUUCAUAAUUGGUGGGGAAUGCCAUUUUUGUCAGACUAAUCAUAUUCAAGUCCCAGUGUGUGGAAUGUAAGUUUAAUGCUUUUUAACACAUUUUAUUUCCCAUUUCUUAUUUAUUUUGAAUGUUACAACAUUUAAUGAAAAAGGCAGUGUAUAGUGUGGUUUUAAAAUUGGAAUAUUUUUGUUCUUAUAGGAUAUUGAUGCAUGUUCUCAUUUCUUUGUCAAAAAAGUGGUUUGGAACAUCUGUUGCACAUGUGCCCAUAAAAUGUACCAUAAACAAAUACAAA